Messenger RNA from Rhea pennata, 5113 nucleotides. RefSeq names its product SH3 domain binding glutamate rich protein like 2 (gene SH3BGRL2). Gene Ontology annotation, cellular component: cytoplasm. The transcript has 5 exons. Lineage: Eukaryota; Metazoa; Chordata; Aves; Rheiformes; Rheidae. The coding region runs from base 42 to 341 and encodes 99 amino acids. The record is from RefSeq and is a predicted model, not a curated record.
GUAAUAGAAUUCCUGAUGCUACUGACAGUCAGCGGAUUAACAUGGGUCCACAUAUACUGAUAAAGAAGAGGCAACAAGAUGUGGUGAGGUUUCUGGAAGCCAAUCGUAUAGAGUUUGAAGAGGUGGAUAUCACAAUGUCAGAGGAGAAAAGACAGUGGAUGUAUAAAAAUAUUCCUGAGGACAGGCAGCCUGCACAAGGCAAUCCACUGCCACCACAGAUAUUCAGUGAUGAUCGGUACUGUGGAGAUUAUGAUGGCUUUUUUGAAUCAAAGGAAAGCAACACUGUCUUCUCCUUUCUCAGACUGAAACCUAGUUUGGCAUCAAAGGAGUCAGAACCCUAGAACACCUGUCUAAAGCUUCGACAAGCACAUCUUCUGAAUGGAUGACCCUGUUCUUCAGCACACGAUGGCUUCCCUAAUGGAUCACUGUGAUAGAGCAACAUGCAUCAUCAUUAGUAUUCUGCUUGCCACUGGGAUGGUGCUCACCAACAAUAUGGAAUUAAUAACGUAUAUGAAAUGGGGUUAAGACAGAGCUACUCAUCUUCCUUUUCAAAAAUAUUUUUUGUUCAUAUUUCAUGUUUGUUUUUAGAUAGCUUUUGUACCUAGCACUGACAUUCUGUCUGACACAUAUGUUUGAGGAUGAAUAGUGGUCAUGUAGAGCCUGUAUUGUUUAUAGAUACACUUACGUAGUCAGAUUCCUUACCUUUUUAAAUUCUUGUAACUACAGCACUUGGAAUUAGCUCACUGUGAUAGUUAAAGUGCUGGUGCUUAUUAGGACGUCUGUGCUACCUACAAUCCAUCAGGUAAAAACAGUCAAUCUUAAGAUCUCAGUCCAACCUAAGAACUGCCAUAUUUCCGCUCUACCUGUAUUUAUUUUGAUUUUUAUGCUAGCAUAUGUUUAUUUUAAGAGAUAUGGGCUGCUAAGCUUGGUCAUAAAAACUUGAUUUGCCUCAUGAAGAACAUUGCAACUGGCUGUUUAAAAACAAUUGUUAUCGUGGAGGGGGUGCCAAGAUAAAAUAUUUUGACAUGGAUCCUUUUCAAAAUACAGGUAAAAUGUGCAUGGAUAGAAAAUAGUGGCUAGUUCAGAAGAAGAGGUCUCACAGAUAAUGAUCAUAUUAAGUAACAUCUUAAGUGAGACAGCAGAAUCCCAAGUUAGAGCUCUGGAGCUCUUCACUUGGACUGUCUUAAAAUGAAAAUUUGCCAAAACCUUGAGUUUACCUCCAGUAACACACUGCUCCACCAUUAUCCACGUAAGAACCAGGAGGAUACUUUGAGAGUGAGGGCUCAAAUCUGUAGAGGGUUAAAUGCUCUGCCCUUCUCCAGGAGCACACCUAACUUGCUCAGCUCUUGUUCCCAUAUGUGCUGUUCUCCCCCCCCUCCCAUGGGGAGGUAUGCCUCAAAGAUGAUAAGAAAGCUGGGUGUGUUCUUUGCUGGAUGAAGCUACACUAGUCAGCCCUACUGAGGAGCAGAAGCUAGGGAAAGGAGGUGGAGAGUGUCCCCAGAGGGAUUGUUCUGAGGCAUAUAGCAGAACUUUGGCCCUUGACUUGCCAAUAAGCAUUGCAAAAUGCAUUUUAGUAAGAAGUCAAAUUGCAUUCUGCAUUAUGAAUCACUUCUAGCUAUUUAAAUAACAGCUAAGCUGUAAUGUAGUUUAUGGUUAGUGAUUUCAUAAUGCUAGGUAGUACUAUUCCAAUAACUGUCCUUAUGUCUUUGGGUAAGUGACAGAUGACCACUAUGCGCGAGAGCUUCUCUGCAAUCCCAUUUUCACUCAGAUUGUGGCUAGAGAGAAGCCAAACUUCUUGUAAAAACUAUCAGAAAGCAACUCUCUCUGUGUAACAAGUGACAUUUCUGUUAAAAUCAGUAACCUUAGUUGUCCUUUCCAACCAACUAGGAUGCUGAAGGUCAUCUAGUCCAGUACUGUGUCAGAAUCAGGGCAAACACCAACACUAGCUCAGGCUUUGUCUGGUAGAGUGUCAAAUACAUCCAAAGAUGGAGAUCUCAUAACCUUCUAGGUAGCCUGCGGCAGUGCUGCACUACUCUCCUAGUAAAAACUUUUUUCCUAAUGUCUGACCUGAACUGCCAAGCUGUCAUUUGUGGCUGUUGCCUCUUUUUUUUUUUUUAAUGUUGUUUGGUAUUCACAGGAAGAAUUUGGCACCAUCCUUUUUGUAACUACCUUCCAGAUAGUUGUGGGCUACUACUAGGUCACCCCUUAGCCUUCUUUUUGCUUGACUGAGCAAACCCAGCUUCCUCAGCCUCUCUCUACAGUUCGUGUGCUUUAGGCCCCUGGCUGUCUUAGUUUGGUGGAGGACUCCUCCCAGCCUGUACUGAUGCAUGGCCACCCCCAGGUACAGAACUUUGCACUUUUUCCUAUCAAACCUCAGGAGGUCUCUGUUGGCUCCAGGUUAUUGAGAUCCCCCUGGACUGAGGCUCUGCCAUCUGUUGUCAGCCACUCUUCCAAGUUCAGUGUCAUUCACAGAUUUGCUGAGGGUACACUUGGGUCAUCAUUCAAGUCCUUGAUGAAGAUCCUGAACAGCAGGAGAACUGUAGCCUCCAAAUUUUGGAUAAGAGCUUACCUGAGACUACAGGGGUAUGACAUGAUCAAUGUUUGUGACUACUGAUUGUUAUGGUAAAGAAUAAGUUAUCUUCCUGCAUGAUGUUGUCUCAGCCACAACCUGCUUACAACUGUAUGUUUUUUCCCUUUAGUACAAAGGCAAAAAAGUUUUAAAAAAGGAGAAGCUAAAGGAAACCAUUCAUAAAUAAUUUUCUCUUUGGAUUCUCCUGUGCCUUCUCAGCUCAAUUAAAGGAGCUAGAUGGAACAAGAGCACACACCCCAUGGUUAUAUUUACUAUUUAAAAUCUUGGCAGCAGCACCUUCUCUAGGGGAAUCCCGAGUGGGAACUGAUAACAUACAUAUAUGUAUAUGUAUAUAUAUUUUUCAGAAUUAUAUAGUUGCCUGUGGUAAGUUACUGUGACAUUCUUGUCACUAAUUCCAUAUUUUUAUGAGACCCAAACUUCACUAUAAGAAUAUGACAAAUAAGGCAUGAGCCAGAGCUGUACUUUCUUAACUUUAAUAAAUUCUAUGUGACAGUUUCUAAGUGAGGAAAAUAAAAUUUAACGUCACAAAGAAUGUGGAUAUGAAUUUACAUAAUUACACAGUCAAUUACAGAGAAGCCAUCCUGGAUUUAUCAUGUACUUGAUAUGUUGUAAACUUUGAGAACUGCCUGAAGACCUAGUUUUGAAAAACUUACAGAAGUAUAUCCACAUGAGUAAUCCCAGACUUACUGAUGUGAAUGAUAAAACUCACACUGAUUUCUCCAGGGCUGAAAUUGAUUUCACAAACCUCAGAACAGAAGCCUCUAGUUUAGUGGCGAGCAAAUUCUAUUAUAACUAUUAAGUAAAAAUAGCUUAUUUCAAAGCGUUCAUAUGGACAUGAUUAAUUGUAUAGAGGAAAAUACUAGCUCCAGAGAUACCCUGCUUGCUUGCAUGGAUUGGUUUUAUAAGUCCAUUAGAUUAUUUGCUUUUGAGUUGUAAGUGGCUAGUUUAAGAAAAAAAAGUACAUAUGUUACUUGAAUGUGAAUUUUGUCUGAUGUGCUACAGCCUUAUUUUUGUAAUUAAAGCAAGUAGAGUUUUAGUUUGUUACAUAAGAUGACCUGUAAUUUUUUAAACUGGUUUUGUAAUAAUGAAAUGUAACUAAUGAGGUAACUGAAAAGCUCUGUGGAGAUUAGAACCGUUCUUGAAAGAAUUCCUGAUUUUAUUUAAAAUACUUUCAUAAAAGAAAGUGUGCUCAAGAGCCAAAUGGUCCCAUUUUUAGCUAAUACCUAUAACUAACUCCACUUUUUAAAUGGGAGAACAGUGUGAACUAAACUUUAAAUCUUCAUAUCUAGUUAAAUUUGCUGUGUGGACGUAUGUGCACACACACAUUCACUGUAUCAGUGGCUUUGAAAAGAAAUGUUUCUGUUUGUGCCACACACUACUGGUUAGUGCCUUGUCAGAAAGACGACUGUUGUUGUAGGAGCUUCUUAGAUAUGAUUAAACUUUAAACUCAGAAAGGGGUAGUUUAUAUGACUAUUAUUUUGUAAUAAUACAGUAAAUUAAUAUGGGGGCCUAAGAAGAAAGACAAAUGCUUUGUAAGGUUGAAACAGUUUUUGAUGAGUCUUGUAAACUCCUGAUUUUUUUCUUAGGGUGGCUUUGUCUCUAUCUGUCUCUCUAUUUUUCUUUCUUUCUUUUAUUUUUAUUUUUUUUUGUAUGUGAAAUUAUUUUAGAAUUGAGCCUUCCAAGGAAGUGGUCCUGGAGUAAAGCCCUUAAAUCUCUGUUUAGGCUCAAAAAUGACUAUCUAUUUCACGUGCUGAGCAGCCCAGGCGCUAUCGCUGAAAUGAAGAGGAGCUGCCAAACUCUCAGUAGCCUUCUUGGUUCUUCCUCCCUCUCUCUUCUGUCAGGCCACUUAUUUUCGGAGCCCAGUUCUUGGAAUAACAUUAUUCAAAAGUGGGAGCCUAUGAUUUUAGGCAGUGCCUUGUGGCAGGGGAACUGCCUUCGCAUGAGUGUGAAAGUGGGGUCUUAGCCAGGGAGUGCCAAAUCCUGUUAGUCUUCCUUGACUUGUCUACUGAUUCUGGUACAACUAUUUGGGUGAGCAGUGCAAGGAGGAGUGAGCCUUGCAAUAUUCACCCUGCUCAGAGAGCAGAAAUGGAAGGAAUUGUGCAGAAUGGCAAAUAGCAUCUUUAUGUCACCCUGAAGAGUGGUUCUUACAUGGGCUCAUUGGCUUAUCCUUCAUCCUCUUGCACACAAAAGGCUCCCUUGCAGAUUUGAGAGGGAAAAUGGAGAACGGCUUCUCAAGAGUGUUCCUUUAGCCAGGGCAGACUGGGCUUACUCCCUUCUUCCUACUCUGUCCCUCUUCCUGGUGUGCCGGGUCCUGGUUUGCACAGACUUCUGUGCUCCUGCUCUAAACCGUUUUGGUGACAUUUAUGUGACAUUGCAAGUGUAGAGCUGGUGUGCACCUUGAGUCUCCGUGUUUUGUAACCCAGUGGGAGAGGGAGCACGUUGCAUCCUAGGCUGUGUACACGUGGAGUUUUAAAUUAUAUAUUACGACUGUGUUCAUCUAAUAAAAAAUGUAAGUCAACAAAA